AUGUCGAAAAAAAAUCGUGGACCUAAUUUCUGUGCUAAUGAAAAAGAAAUUUUAAUAGGACUCAUUCUAAAACAUCAACAUAUAAUAGAAAACAAAAAAACAGAUGCAGUGACGAUCGCUCAUAAAAAUGAGGGUUGGAAGGUGCUCACGGAAGAGUUCAACUCCCUGAGUAGUUUCAAUGUCCGAAAUACCGAUCAACUUAGGACUUGUUGGGAUAACCUUAAAAGAACGACAAGGAAAGACAAAGCUGCGACUAAGAAGGAGAUUUUCUUAACAGGUGGGGGCAAGCCCAAUAAUCCACCACCAGGGCCUUUUCAAGGGCAAGUAGAAAUAUUACUUGGCCCUACAUUAGAUGGUCUUCCUAACGAAUUUGAUAGCGAUGGUCAAUUUCAAGAAGACUCGGUUACACCGUCGAAUAAAGUAAAGGAAGUUGCAGAAGUAUUACCGACCAUUGUUUUAUUAGAUGCAGUACCUGGCUGUCCAACUGUGAUUGACCAAGCUGGUUCCUCGGGACUGAAUAACUCCCGGGCUGAAUCAGAGGGUUUAAAUAAGGAAGCAAUUGAUGGCAGAAGUCGUUGUGAAGUUCAGGAUAAGGAUAACAUUUGGCAUGGUUGGUCUCCAGCUGCACUAAAACCAAAAUGUCAGAUGCACUGA
Messenger RNA from Parnassius mnemosyne (clouded apollo), 654 nucleotides. NCBI's taxonomy places the organism in Eukaryota, Metazoa, Arthropoda, Insecta, Lepidoptera, Papilionidae. The record is from the annotation of a GenBank genome assembly.